Messenger RNA from Cucurbita maxima (winter squash), 878 nucleotides. RefSeq names its product abscisic acid receptor PYL4-like. NCBI's taxonomy places the organism in Eukaryota, Viridiplantae, Streptophyta, Magnoliopsida, Cucurbitales, Cucurbitaceae. Gene Ontology annotation, biological process: abscisic acid-activated signaling pathway. Gene Ontology annotation, molecular function: protein phosphatase inhibitor activity; abscisic acid binding; signaling receptor activity. Bases 90 to 716 code for a protein of 208 amino acids. Gene Ontology annotation, cellular component: nucleus; cytoplasm. The transcript has a single exon. The record is from RefSeq and is a predicted model, not a curated record.
GUCUGACCGUUACGGCAGCCCCCGAUUUCAUCUCUAUAUAAAUUCGCCACCGGAACAAAAAAAUCCCCCUACUACCCCUCCGCCGGAUAAUGCCUCCCAAUCCCCCUAAAUCUUCCGCCGCCUCUCACCGGGUAACGCCUGCUGCCUCCGCCACCGCACCCCCGGGGGUUUUCAAGCGCAAGAUUCCCUCACGCGCUACCACAGUCCCCGAAGCGGUGGCGCGUUAUCACAACCACGCGAUCUCCUCCAACCAGUGCUGCUCCGCCGUCGUCCAAGACAUCGCUGCCCCUGUCUCCACUGUCUGGUCCGUCGUCCGCCGUUUCGACAACCCACAAGCGUACAAGCACUUUGUCAAGAGUUGCCACGUCAUCGUUGGAGACGGCAACGUCGGUAGCCUCCGUGAAGUCCACGUCAUUUCCGGUCUUCCAGCAGCAAACAGCACCGAACGACUGGAGAUUCUCGACGACGAACGCCAUAUUAUGAGCUUCAGCGUCAUCGGCGGCGAACAUCGGCUCGCUAACUACCGGUCUGUCACGACGCUCCACCCGGAAGGAGACGACACCGUCGUAGUGGAAUCGUACGUCGUCGAUAUUCCGCCGGGAAAUACGGAGGAGGAUACGUGCGUGUUCAUCGACACCAUCGUCCGAUGCAACCUCCAAUCGCUGACUCAGAUCGCCGAGAACUUAACCGGCCGGAACCGAGCGGCGCCGCCGUGAGCUGUCUUGUAAUCGUUUCUUUUUUCUUUUUGGUUAGCUGGAUAGAAUCGGUGAGAGGUCGUUUUGUUUGACGCUGAUUUUAAAAAUAAUGUUUUUUUAUAUAUCUAUAUAUAUUGUAUCAUGUUAAUUGAAUGUAUUAAGAACCAUUUUUCUUUUCUCGAA